Aspergillus steynii IBT 23096 is the source of this 1521-nucleotide messenger RNA. RefSeq lists its product as uncharacterized. Bases 93 to 1319 code for a protein of 408 amino acids. NCBI's taxonomy places the organism in Eukaryota, Fungi, Ascomycota, Eurotiomycetes, Eurotiales, Aspergillaceae. The record is from RefSeq and is a predicted model, not a curated record. Gene Ontology annotation, molecular function: microtubule binding. The transcript has a single exon.
UUGAUGUCCAGCGAAAGACGGCGCCAAUAGAACCUAGCCUUAUACACCAUAAAUCGAUUAUCCCCUGAAUCGUCGCGUCGUUUACACCCGCCAUGUCGCGCGACCACACGGCGAAUAGCUUCGCGUCGUUUGGUUCAGACUUUGAUCCCGAGCACGAGGCACUCGCGUCCACCAAGGAAAUUGACGACAGCCUCCAGCUCCCCGACAUGAAGCCGAACGCGAGGAAAAACCACGAGUCUCACCCAGAAGAACCCGACUACGCGAUCAACUCCUCCAUGCUGGACCGCUACUUCCCGGAAUUCUCACAGAUUGGUACUUCAGAGGAGGACAAUGACCACGAUGACGACGAUGACAUCUCCUUGGAAGUCGGACGUGGUCCGACGAAGCCGGCGCGUCGUCUCGAUGACUCGCGUAACUCAUACAUGAGCAUUGAAAACAGUGUGCGGUCCUCUUCGCCCGCCGUCCGACUCGACUACCCGACCUCGCACACCCCCAAAUCGGCGAUGCGGAAUACGCCACGACGUGCCGUUAGCGAAAAUCUCCGGAAAGAUGCCCAGCUGAGACGCGCUAGUCUCGCUGCUCAGAAGGAAAACGUGGACCCGCAAUCCUCCAAGUCGAACCGCAAGGACCAGCGACGAACGCUCUCCGACAUGCAUGCUAAGGCCCGGGACUCGUACGAUGGCUCUUUCGUGGUCGAUGAAAGACCCCCUGCCGUGACGAGUACUGCUCGCUCGACGCGAUUCGGAUCCAACCAGAUUGCCGACGCCGUGGAGAGAGCGUCGCAGGAUGCCUAUGCGAGGGAAAUGCGCAAGGGGAAAUACGCUUCCAACUCCCGCCACGCGUCGAUGAAUGCUGCCGGGGACACCGCAACUCAGCAAUCUUUUCUGCUACCGGAUCUUCCUAACCUUUCCGAGUUGGUUUCGGGUGUCUAUGAGGACGGAACGCCAGUUUAUACUCGGCAAAACAGAGCGCGUACCACGCGGUUCGUUUCCCCCCCGCACGAUACUGCCGAUGUAUCCUUGACUCGCGAACACAUCCCCCUCGACGCCGUGCCGAUCCCCGAAGACGAGAAGGCACUCUUUGUGUCCUUGAGAUUGCUUCAGGACAAAGUUUCGGAGCUCGAAAGGUCUAAAUCCGAGGCUGAAAGGCGAAUUGAGGAAAUGAGGCAAGAAAACACGUCAUUGAAAUCGGGCAAGUCUCGUAAAGACAAGCAUGAUAGGAGCAGAUAUAGCGAGGAAGAUGAGUACGGCAAGGACCGUCUUAUCAAUGAGAAUCAGAGUAAGUGCAUUCGUGGCCUGGUUUUCUCGGUUGUCGGCUAACCUGUUAUUCUUAGAACUCGAUGCGGCCAACAUUGCCUUACAGAACAAGCUCGACCUUGUUGAGCGGAAGGCCCAGAUGCAGGAAACUGCCCUCAAGAGGCUGAACCGGGAGCGUGACAUGGCUGUCUCCCAGCUAGGAGUAGCGUACCUUGAAUCACAGGACCUUAAGAGUGAGAACAAGAAUCUCCGACAGGAAAAUGCG